CUGAGCGACUAGCUAGCAAGCUGUCAAGCUGUCAAGUGGAGAGGCUGGGACAAACGUUUCGGCUUCUCUAUAUUUGGCCAUAUAAAGCUCCGGCCCACAAUUUCACACGAAAAUAUUUUAGAAUAUACAUUAGUUCGCCAGCUGAGAUAAUGUAAUGCAUCACGGGCUUACGCAAACAGGGAGCUCCGCACUUACACAAUUUAUAUGCACUGAGUCUUGAGUGACGAUUGCUAGCUAAGUAGCUAGCUAGCUUAGCUAAACAGCAAACCCCCCCUCGUCUCGUCGGUGUAACCCUCUCUGGUGUGAACUGCGGCCAGCCAGUUCUUGUCACUGUCGCAGCUUCUGUUGCUGUUAACUGCUAUUUUGGAUAUUAGGUGUUAAGAGGGACAAUGGGGGCGUUUUUGGACAAGCCAAAGAUGGAAAAGUAUAAUGCCCAUGGUGAGGGUAACAACUUGAGUUAUGGUCUAAGUAGUAUGCAGGGCUGGCGGGUAGAGAUGGAAGAUGCACACACGGCUGUGAUUGGCUUGCCUCAUGGUCUCGACCUCUGGUCAUUCUUUGCUGUUUAUGAUGGUCAUGCUGGCUCUCAGGUGGCCAAGUACUGCUGUGAGCACCUACUGGAGCACAUCACCAGCAAUCCAGACUUCCAGAGUGCUCUAGAGGAAGAACCCUCUGUGGAUAGUGUGAAGAAUGGAAUCCGCACAGGUUUCCUGCAGAUUGAUGAACACAUGCGAACCAUCUCUGAGAAGAAGCAUGGUGCGGAUCGCAGUGGCUCCACCGCAGUAGGUGUGAUGAUUUCUCCAGGCCAUGUCUACUUCAUCAACUGUGGAGACUCGCGGGGGCUCCUGAGCCGAGGCGGAGCUGUGCACUUCUUCACACAGGAUCACAAGCCAAGCAACCCACUUGAGAAGGAGAGGAUUCAGAAUGCUGGUGGCUCAGUUAUGAUCCAGCGAGUUAACGGGUCCCUAGCUGUGUCACGGGCUCUGGGAGACUUCGACUACAAGUGCGUGCAUGGAAAAGGCCCCACAGAGCAGCUUGUGUCACCUGAGCCUGAAGUCUAUGCAAUAGAGAGAUGUGAGGGGGAAGAUGAGUUCAUUGUGCUAGCUUGUGAUGGCAUCUGGGAUGUCAUGGCCAAUGACGAACUGUGUGAGUUUGUCAGGUCCAGGCUAGAGGUGACAGAUGAUCUUGAAAGAGUCUGCAAUGAAAUUGUUGACACCUGCUUGUACAAGGGAAGCCGGGACAAUAUGAGUGUUGUGUUAAUCUGCUUCCCAGGGGCCCCAAAGGUAUCUCCAGAAGCUGUGAAACGGGAGAUGGAGCUGGAUAAAUACCUGGAGGGCAGAGUAGAAGAGAUCAUCAAGAAGCAGGGUGAUGAAGGGGUCCCAGAUUUGGUCCAUGUAAUGCGAACGUUAGCAUCUGAGAGCAUCCCAAAUCUCCCUCCUGGAGGAGAGCUGGCAAGCAAACGAAGCGUUAUUGAAGCGGUGUACAACAAACUCAACCCCUACCGAAGUGAUGACACAGACUCAGCGUCCACAGACGACAUGUGGUAACACAACCUCCUACCACUAACACAGCAUAGAGUUUACAAACCACCACCCUCUCAAGACCCACAGCAGCUCAGCUCAGCAGUCUGUCUCUCCGCCACUCUGAGCAUUUGGUUUCUAAGAAGGGAAUACAUGGGAGGAGGAGGAAGAGGAGAUGCAUGCACACAGCCCUGGAAUAGUGCAGCACCAGUCCACUCUGGAGUUCAGGAUCCCCACCGUCUUGUCUCCCCUUUAUGUUCAUCCACCUUAAUACUCCCCUCUAAAGUAAUCCAUAACAAGUGAGUCCACCAGGUCUUCUUUCUUUUUUCCUUUUUUUCUUCUUUUUUUAAGUAAUCCGCUUAAGUAGUAAGAUUUUUUUUUUGCUGUAAUUAAUUUGAUUCACAUUUCCUUGUGUGUGUUUGUAUAUUUCUGUUUUUGUGAAGUGCAAUUGUCCUGUACAAACAGCCUGUAUUUAAUGCAGCUUGAUUUUAAGUUAAAAAAUGAAAGAAAUGAAAAAGAGAACCUUUUAUGCACUAUCUGCCUUUUUCCUGCUCUUCUGGAGUUCUAACAAAUGUCUAUUCAGUGAAUUAUUACUGUUUGUCCUCCAGGCACUAUGUCUUUCUGCUUUUGCUUUUAUUUUUAUUUUUUAUUUUUGUUUUUUGUUUUUUUUUUUUUUUAGGUUUUUGCUCCUUAAGAAACGGGUAAAUUGUAUAGGUUGACAGCACAGUAAGCUCUCUAUAUCAAACCAUUCAAAUCCUAAUUAUUUUCUUUUUCCUGUGCUUUUUAUUGUAUUUUAUUUUUGUAUGUGGUUUUCUGUACAUGCUCAAAUAAUAAUGGCAAAGUGUUUCUCAGUCAUUUUUGGAAGUGGAGUGAAAAAAUUGUUUUCAUUUCCUUAAGGCAGAUGAUGGAAAUAAGGAGUUUCAUUGUAUAAUGAUAAAGCUCAUCGAGACCCCUGUUAGCACAUUUGUCUGUUCAAAUAGCUAUGUACUUGCAAGCGUGCGUGGGUGCUUGCGUGUAUGUGUGUGCGCACGUGUGUUUGUGUAGAGGUAGAUCUGUAUGUGCAACUCUAACUUAACUUUGCUACAGUAGUUGAGAUAGCAAAGCAACACAGGCUGGAGCUUAAGGGAAUUGCUGUCCCAAUGCCUACCCAUUGUCUGCCCUUUUCAGCCAUUUUUCCAUAUCAAGACAAAAUAGGUUUUCACUACUCCUUAUUCCAAGAGCUUUGGAUAACAGUUUACAUGCUGUAAUGCUAUUUGAACAACUUAAAGCUAUAUAUCAUAACUCUACUGUAAUAUGAGACGACACAAGUAGUUCAAUUUACCCAUGACACAUAAUGGUUUGUAGCUAGUCAGGGCUUUGACUGGUUUACACACCUUUUUUUACAUCAUGUUUGAAUAUUGUCACCUAAACAUGCAUUUGUUACCAGUGCCCAUCAUGGGUGCCAUAUGAUUUCCGAUCUCUUGUUUCAGCUUUAUGACCUGCUAUGCCAAGUUUUUUUUUUCCACAAAAUUCAGAUUUUGUAUGUGGUAUAAAUAGACUUUUGUGAACAGUUUAAGCACUGACUGUUUAAGAGAAAAUCACCCGUCGCCAGUCUGAAAAUAGGAGAAACUGCCGACUAUUAACAUCGAAGGUGGUUCUUCUCAAAUGGUCUUUAUUUGGAGAUUUUAACAAAGAACAAAUCGGCUAACUGCAAUGAGGUCUCAUGGUUGUAUAGCACGUUUUUUAUUCCCAUUGUGUUUGCUCUGCUUAAACCCUCCCCCACUGCACCAGAAGCCAGAGCACAAUACAGUUUGCUGCUAGUGUAUAAUCUGUGGGUUGAUUUGCAGUUCAAUUUUCCCUUCUUUUAAAAGAUGAAUAGUCACCGACUAAAUCUGUAUUUAACACACAGAUAUGUUUCUUGAAGAGAAAUGGUUUUUAUUUCAGAUUUAUUUUCUGCCGUUAAUUGUCUAAAAUGGCAUUGUUUGAAAUUUAUGUAUGUAUAUAUUUUUGAUUUAAACUUAAAAGGAAUAAAUCAUGUCGCUUGAGUUAGUUUUUUUUUUUUUUUUUUUUUGCUGUGGACAAAAUGCCAUUCUGUUUUGUCUUGGAUGGUUAAUCUGUCAGAGUUGAAUUUUUAGGCAUAUUAAUAUUUAGGCUUCCCUCUAUCACUUUGAUGUCCCUCUGAUGUUUACUCAGGGUUUGGACAGCUUUAUUUAUGUAACACAUCAUAAUGUACUAAAUUUAUAAAUCUUUGUUUAUCCAAGUGACAAUCCUAACUAUUUCACUACAUUUGGGUUUGUGGUGCAUAGUGAGUUAUUGUACCUUUAACAGAACACAGAGCUUCACUAUUAUUUCAGUAAGGUCCACAAUUAACUGCUUUUUUAUUGUGCAUAUGUGGCAAAAUGGCCAAAGAUCACUUAGAUUUUGUAAUUGCCAAGCCUAUAUUGCAGGAAUUACAAUAUUGUAUAAAGUGCAGAGGACCUACUUAUCAGAUCAGAAGAUGUUAGUUGUUAAGCCCUAGAGUAUGGCAUUGGCUCGAUUCUGAGUUUACCUUGAAAUGAAUGAGAUUUCCAAGCAGACAAUUAUUGUAGCCUUAAACAGUGUGAAGUAAAUCACACUGCUGUCCACAAAAUAACAGUGUUGUCAUAAUAAUUCUAUUCAGAAAACAUCAGAGUGCUUUAGAAGUAGCAGUUCACUCAAAACCAUCAACAGGGCUUCUUGAAAUAGGGAAACUGAAUUCUUGUGACUUUGCAUCAAAAAGUAAUUUCAUUGACUUUUCCCUCCCAACAUGUAAAAAAGAACCACAACUACAAAGAAGACUGCUAAAACCCACCAUACUAAAAACUGUUGUCUUGAAUAUUUUGUCUUUUUGUUCAACUCUACUACAGUACUUAACUAAUAUGGUGUAAAUGAUCGAAGUCUAAACUCUUCAGGCGAUUCAUUGUUUCACAGCCUCAGAUUGGGUAGGGAAUUCGUAUAAAUGUAUUUCAAAAUGGCUUUUUGAUUACACACGCAGUAAGUUUAAAUAGCAUCUGUGUAACUGUAUAAUUUUGCUUGUAUUUGGUAGGUGAGGUCACUUACAGACACUGUUGUCAACCAGUUUUCAGCACCUAACAACUUAUUAUAAACUUGAUAGGUGUUGAUGACUCUUAGGUGAACGUAUGCAUUUUUUUUUUGCCCACUUAAUAUUGAACAUACAUAAGUUUUUCAGGGACAUCUCUUAAUUUUAGAUGCCUGUACCACUGGACUUUAGUGCAUUUCCCCCAGAAAUUCCUCAACUCAGUGAAGACGUGGCCCUAAAAUGAUGCUGGUCUAUAAUGCAUUAUGCUUUUAUGCAAAUUCGACACAUGUCUCUAACAGGUUAAUUUCGGGAGAAUUCAAAAUUGUCUAUUGACUAAUUAGCAUUGUAUGUUGCUGUAGUGUGAUAUUUACAAUGGCUUGGCUGUGAUUUCACACGUUUGGGUGUUUUGCUUAUGUUAUGCCCACCUUCCAGCGCACGUUUCUACCCCCCCUUGACAAGUAUGAACAACAUAAAAAUGAUCCCAAUCAUCCACUCCUUGUUUUAAAUUUUCAUGAAACUAAAAUACCUCAUAAUAUUUAUAGGAAGUGUUUUUGUCUUGUGUUUUGUAGAUCAAAAUGGUUUAGAAAGCAGCCAUUUUCUGGAGAUUGACAUUAGUGAGAGCAGUUUUCUAAAGCCUUGUUGUGUCUGGCCUCUAGAACUUAUGAUAUUGUAACACUGAUCCAUUUGAAUGCGGUAAGCCUAUGCUUAUGUACAGUAUUUGACUGAAGUGUGCUAAUGAGGAAAAAAUGAAGUGGCCACCACAAAUGACGGCUCAUUUUAGUAAGUAGGAACACUAUUGACCUUGUCUGAUAAGACAGUUCUCCCUCAAACAAUUGCCCUCCAACCCUCACUUGUGUUAUUUCACCAACUGGUCCACUUCUGUGAUGUUCACUUAGUUCAGAAAUCUAGAAUUGUAUCAAAGUUCAGGGUUUUAGAAAUGUGAGAUGUAUGAGAUAUUAGGUGUGACUAAAUGACAAUAGUCAUAUGCACUGAUCAUCUGUAUAAUCAGCUUUUUUUCAUAAAAUUGUUAUUGUACAAAAAAGAUUAUAAAGCUAUUGACAGGGUUACCUUUAGUUGCCUGGAAUGCAUUCUGUAUAUUCUUGUACAGAGGUCUACCUGGCGGAAGUUGAAGAGAUUUUUAAUGCUUGCGCCCUCUUGUACAUAUUGAUGUACCUUGGUGAUGGCGUUUACUGUGUGACCCUUAGCAGUGGUGGUUUAUAUGUCCCUUUGCAGGGAGACCUGAGCCUCACUUUGCUGACCUUUUCAGCUCAUAAAUAAGCUCACCGAUUUGCCUUACCCAAUCUCAUGUUGCCCCCUAAAGUACAGUUGUUCAACAGAACACUAUGAGGAGUAAUGCUACUGACAUUACAGUCUUAUAGAGCAAAAUCUCUCUCCAUGUUAGGGUACUUACAGUAUCAACAAAGUGACUCUCUGUCUUGGUAGUCACAAGGUACAGCUUUUCAACCAUUGCUGGUUUAUAUACAAUUUUCCAUGUUACCUUGUUGGAUCUUGAUCUUGAAAGCUUAUUUAAUUUUUCACUGCAGAUGAUGUCAUACUUUUAACAAAUGCAAGUGUUUAACACGGUAACCUCGUAAGCAUUCAAAAUGUGCAUACAUACAUUCAUGUCUGCUAUAUUUAUGAUUAAAUUCAACAAUAGCUUUAGAGUGCUGUAGAUAAGUAUUGUCAAUGUUGAUUCAAAUGCUUCUCAGAGGCCUCUGUGAGUGAUUUUACAAAGUUCAAUAACUGUAUAUUUUGUAUUAUGUUCUAGCUCCAAAGGAAUGGCAGAAAAAAAAGAAAAUGUUAAAAAAAGCUUUGUUCCCUGAACUAAAUUGUACUAUUUGUGUUGUCGAUUGAACAAAUUGCAUUCCUCGCUUGUGAAUUGAUGCAUUUCUCUCCUUGCUCCCUGAAUUUCUUCCCCUUCUUUCCCUCCUUUCUUUCAUUUUUUAGCUUUUGAAGUUUGAAUAAAAUUUCUAGUUUGCAGAAUGUAUCACUAAAUAAAUGGGUUGUUACCUUGUA
This is a messenger RNA of Myripristis murdjan (pinecone soldierfish), 6570 nucleotides long. It is a transcript of the gene ppm1aa, whose product is annotated as protein phosphatase, Mg2+/Mn2+ dependent, 1Aa. Gene Ontology annotation, molecular function: protein serine/threonine phosphatase activity; manganese ion binding; magnesium ion binding. The coding region runs from base 390 to 1544 and encodes 384 amino acids. The transcript has 6 exons. The record is from RefSeq and is a predicted model, not a curated record. Gene Ontology annotation, biological process: protein dephosphorylation. NCBI's taxonomy places the organism in Eukaryota, Metazoa, Chordata, Actinopteri, Holocentriformes, Holocentridae.